AUGUUCUGGUCCACACUCGCCGCCCUCAAGGCCCCCGAUCCCGCCGAGGAGGUCCAGCAACGGACCCCCGCUAUGCCGGCGAAGAUACUACCCCGACCAGCCACCGGGAGAUCCUCGGCUGGUAUGCGAUCCUUCCUGCCCCUUACGCUCGAACAACUCGCCCGCGAACAUGGUUCGCUCCAGACGAGCGGCCUCCCUUGCUGGGGUGAGGGUGCGCCCGACAACUCCGACGAGCAAUGCAUUGUCGGACUGUUUGGGCUUCAAAUCAACACCGCCAGCUUUGCAAUGUAUACAUUCUCGCUGGCGGUGCUCAUUCAGGCGCUAACGCUGAUCUCUUUCAGUGCCCUGGCGGAUUAUGAGAACAAUCGCAAAACCCUGCUCCUCACUUUUGGAUUCGUUGGUGCGGCUACAAGCAUGCUCUUCAUUUUCAUCUUCCCCGCGGGAUACAUCAUCGGUGCGAUUCUCGUCAUUAUCGGCGUGAUCUGUCUCGGCUCGUCUUUCGUUGUGCUCAAUUCCUUCCUCCCCGUUCUUGUCGCAAACGACCCCUCGGUUCAGAGUUCGGAGAAACAAGACGGCGAAGAACUAUCAAAUUUGAAUCCCGAUGAAGACAGAGCGGACUGGAAUACCUGGAAUGAUGAGGAUAGCCUGGAUGGAAUGCACGAUCACCAACAGAACCACUCCCCCGAAGACGGCCGCAAGGAGGAUGCGCUGAAGUCUUCCUCGCCCGAGCUCCAGCUCUCCACUCGCAUCUCAUCGAAAGGCGUAGGUCUGGGAUAUCUCGCGGCGGUGUUUGUUCAGAUUUUGAGUAUCAUACUAUUGAUCACACUGAAUAAGACCUCUCUCGCGAAGGCCUCUGGAAGCUGGCCCAUGCGAUUUGUCCUACUUUUGGUCGGUCUUUGGUGGUGCACUUUCACUCUGGUCACCCGCCGCCUACUGCGCUCUCGCCCAGGGCCUCCACUGGACACGGCAUCCUCGCCCGGCGCUGCCCGAUGGCGAGUGUGGCUGCGCUUGGUCGGCUUUGCCUGGAAGUCAUUGUGGGGAACAGUGAAAGUAGCCGUCAAGCUGCGCGAAGUGAUGAUCUUUCUCGUCGCAUGGUUUCUGCUUUCCGAUGCCCUGGCGACGGUCUCUGGCACUGCCAUCCUGUUUGCUCGUACCGAGCUGAAACUGAGUACAACCGGGAUCGGUCUGCUGUCGAUUACUGCCACAUUGUCCGGCAUGGCUGGAGCGUUUCUGUGGCCCCGUGUGUCGCAACGAUUCAAGCUAAAGUCGAACCAGACAAUCAUAGUCUGCAUCUUCUUGUUUGAGCUUAUCCCGCUAUAUGGCAUGCUGGCUUAUAUCCCAUUCGUCAAGAACUGGGGAGUGAUCGGCCUGCAGCAACCGUGGGAGAUCUUCCCACUCGCUAUCAUCCAUGGGGUUGUCGGUGGAGGACUGGCGUCCUACUGCCGUUCCUUUUUCGGACUGUUGAUUCCACCCGGUAGCGAAGCUGCUUUCUAUGCGCUAUACGCAGCGACGGACAAAGGCAGUUCGUUCAUUGGACCGGCAAUUGUGGGCAUGCUCACCGAUGCGACCGGACAGGUUCGCUCCGGGUUCUUCGUUAUCGCGAUCCUGAUCUUGAUGCCGAUCCCACUUGUCUGGAUGGUCAAUGCAGAGAAGGGCCGUAAAGAAGGCCUUGCCAUGGCAGAAACGCUGGGCAGAUCUCGCGCAGGACCAACCGAAGAUGCGCAGGAGGCACAGGGCCUUCUGUCGCGAGAGGAUUAG
Molecule: messenger RNA, 1758 nt
Organism: Penicillium argentinense
Lineage: Eukaryota; Fungi; Ascomycota; Eurotiomycetes; Eurotiales; Aspergillaceae
Exons: 3
Coding region: 1-1758 (585 amino acids)
Biological process (GO): amino acid transmembrane export from vacuole
Source: RefSeq, a predicted model, not a curated record